AUGGCUCAUGCUGCAUCCCACAUCAAGAAAAACCGGGAAUUGGAAGCUGCGACCGAGGAUGAAAAAGUCGUCAAAAAACACCGGAAACGUUCGCGGGAUCGAAAGAGAAAGACUGACACCAAUGCAAGCUAUCUACGAGCCGCUCGAGCGGGCAAUUUGGAGAAGGCCCUUGACUAUAUCAAAGCUGGAGUUGACAUAAACAUCUGCAAUCAGAAUGGCUUGAAUGCUCUUCACCUUGCUUCGAAGGAGGGUCACAUCGGGGUUGUUUCUGAACUGAUCCAGCUCGGUGCGAAUGUGGACGCAGCGACCAAGAAAGGAAAUACCGCUCUCCAUAUUGCAUCCUUAGCUGGACAAGCGGAAGUUGUACAUGUCCUUGUAACAAAUGGAGCGAACAUUAAUGCCCAGUCACAGAAUGGCUUCACACCUCUAUACAUGGCCGCACAGGAGAAUCAUCUGGAAGUUGUUAAGUUUCUUCUAGACAAUGGUGCAAGUCAGAGCAUUGCGACAGAGGAUGGCUUCACGCCGUUGGCUGUGGCACUGCAGCAGGGUCACGACCAGGUGGUCUCACUGCUGCUGGAGAACGACACGAAGGGCAAGGUGCGCCUGCCAGCCCUGCACAUUGCUGCCCGCAAGGACGACACCAAAGCUGCUGCACUGCUCCUACAGAAUGACCACAACGCAGACGUGGAGUCCAAGGUGAUGGUGAAUAGGACCACUGAGAGUGGUUUCACCCCGCUCCAUAUAGCUGCUCAUUAUGGAAAUAUCAACAUAGCAACCCUGCUACUGAAUCGAGGUGCUGCUGUAGAUUUCACAGCGAGGAAUGAUAUCACUCCAUUACAUGUGGCCUCGAAAAGAGGAAAUGCCAACAUGGUCAAGCUGCUUUUGGACCGAGGAUCCCAAAUUGAAGCCAAGACGAGGGAUGGUCUGACCCCUCUCCACUGUGCAGCAAGGAGCGGCCAUGAGCAGGUGGUGGAAAUGUUGCUCGAUCGUGGAGCACCAAUUCUUUCCAAGACAAAGAAUGGGUUGUCCCCUCUCCACAUGGCCACGCAAGGAGACCACCUGCAUUCUGUGAAGCUUCUCCUCCUCCACGACGUGCCCGUUGACGAUGUGACAAACGACUACCUGACAGCACUGCACGUUGCCGCACACUGUGGCCAUUACAAGGUAGCCAAGGUCCUGCUCGAGAAGAAAGCCAACCCCAACGCCAAAGCACUGAAUGGUUUCACCCCGCUUCAUAUCGCAUGCAAGAAAAACAGGAUUAAAGUAAUGGAUCUGUUGUUGAAGUAUGGAGCAUCAAUACAGGCAGUCACUGAGUCGGGCCUCACACCUAUUCAUGUUGCUGCGUUCAUGGGACAUACAAAUAUUGUGACACAAUUAAUGCAACGUGGAGCAUCACCAAAUACAACAAAUGUGAGAGGGGAAACAGCCCUACAUAUGGCUGCCAGGGCAGGCCAAGCAGACGUGGUCCGUCAUCUCGUUCAGAACGGGGCUCAGGUGGAGGCCAAAGCGAAGAAUGGCUACACGCCCCUGCACAUAGCUGCCAAGAAGAAUCAGAUGGACAUUGCAACGACCCUGCUGGAGUAUGGCGCUGACACCAACACUGUGACCAAGCAAGGCAUUACGCCCGUGCACCUAGCUGCUCAGGAGGGCCAUGUGGACAUGGUCUCCUUGCUCCUGACCCGCAACGCAGAUGUGAACCUGGGAAACAAGAGUGGUCUGACACCGCUUCAUUUGGCUGCUCAAGAGGAUCGGGUGAAUGUAGCGGAAGUGCUGGUUAAUCAGGGAGCUGCUAUCGACCCACAAACCAAGAUGGGUUAUAUUCCACUGCAUGUAGCGUGUCACUAUGGGAACGUGAAGAUGGUUAACUUUCUGUUGCAGCAUAAUGCCAAAGUCAAUGCCAAGACAAAGAAUGGGUACACCCCCUUACACCAGGCGGCUCAGCAGGGACACACCCACAUCAUUAACAUCCUCCUGCAACAUGGCGCCUCUCCAGAUGAAGUCACCAUGAAUGGGAAUACUGCUUUAGCCAUUGCUAAGAGGCUUGGUUAUAUCUCUGUGGUUGAUACGCUGAAGGUGGUAACUGAGGAAACUUUGACAACUACAAUGUCUGUUACAGAAAAGCAUAAGCUAAAUGUUCCUGAAACUAUGAACGAAGUUCUGGAUGUAUCUGAUGAUGAAGUUCAUAAAGCCAGUGUUCCUGAAUUUGUCAGUGAAGCUGAGUCUUUGUCAGAUACUUAAGAAGGUGAUGAUGCAAUGACUGGCGAUACAGAUAAGUACCUCGGCCCACAGGAUCUGAAAGAAUUGGGAGAUGAUUCGUUGCCUGUGGAAGGAAACAUGAGUUAUAUGGGUUUUAGCUUGGGAGCUCGCUCAGCAAGUCCUAAAAUCAGCCUUCGCUCCUUCAGUUCGGAUAGGUCAUACUCGCUGAACCGGAGUCCAUACACACGGGAUAGCAUCAUGAUUGAAGAGAUGACAAAGGAGGUGCAGGGUUUUCAACCAGAACUUGCACCUUCCAUGGAGGGACCAGUAGUGAGCAACUCACUGAAGCACCUGGCAGUUUCCAGAGAGUACGACAGCGACUCUUUGAAAAGGUUCAGCUGGACGGCAGAUACAUUGGACAACAUCAACCUGGUCUCCAGCCCCAUUCAUUCAGGUUUCCUCGUCAGUUUCAUGGUGGAUGCCCGGGGUGGAUCCAUGCGAGGCAGCCGUCACAAUGGGAUGCGCAUCAUCAUCCCACCCCGCAAGUGUACCGCACCCACGCGCAUAACAUGCCGCCUGGUGAAGAGGCACAAACUGGCCAGCCCACCCCCAAUGGUGGAGGGCGAAGGACUGGCCAGCCGGCUGGUUGAAGUUGGACCAUCGGGUGCCCAGUUUUUGGGCCCAGUGAUUGUGGAAAUCCCACAUUUUGGGUCAAUGCGAGACAAAGAAAGGGAGCUUAUCGUGCUUCGAAGUGAAAAUGGAGAAGUCUGGAAGGAACACCAAUAUGACUGUAAAGAACAGGAGCUCAAUGAGAUAUUGAAUGGCAUGGAUGAAGAGCUCGACAGCCUUGAAGAGCUGGAGAAGAAACGCAUCUGUCGGAUCAUCACCAAGGAUUUUCCGCAGUAUUUUGCCGUGGUGUCGCGGAUCAAACAAGAAAGUAAUCAGAUGGGACCUGAAGGAGGAAUGUUGAGCAGCACAAACAUUCCUCUUGUGCAAGCAUCCUUCCCAGAGGGUGCUCUCACCAAGAGGAUCCGAGUGGGUCUCCAGGCCCAGCCAAUUCCAGACGAACUCGUCAAAAAGAUCCUUGGGAACCGAGCCACGUUUAGUCCGAUAGUGACUGUGGAACCCAGAAGAAGAAAAUUCCACAAACCCAUUACUAUGACGAUCCCGGUGCCACCUACAUCAGGAGGAGAUGUUUCAAAUGGAUACAGAGGGGAAACACCAAGUCUCAGACUGCUGUGCAGUAUAACAGGAGGUACAUCACCUGCUCAGUGGGAAGAGAUCACAGGAACAACACCAUUAACCUUUGUGAACGAUGCUGUCUCUUUCACAACAAACGUUUCAGCCAGGUUUUGGCUGGUUGAUUGUCGUCAGGUGCCAGAGACUGUUAGCUUAGCGACACAGCUCUACAGGGAGUUAAUCUGUGUCCCGUACAUGGCCAAAUUUGUUGUGUUUGCCAAAAUGCACGACCCCGUGGAGGCCCACCUGCGCUGCUUCUGCAUGACCGACGACAAAGUCGACAAGACGCUGGAGCAGCAGGAAAACUUCACCGAAGUGGCUCGGAGCAAAGACAUCGAGGUUCUGGAAGGUAAACCCAUCUUUGUGGAUUGCUAUGGAAACCUGGUCCCCCUCGCCAAAGCAGGCCAGCAGCUGGUGUUCAACUUCUAUGCCUUCAAAGAAAAUCGGUUGCCCUUUGGUGUGAAGGUCCGAGACAACAGCCAGGAGCCUUGCGGUCGCCUGUCAUUCCUCAAGGAACCGAAGACAUCCAAAGGAUUACCACAGGCAGCAAUCUGUAAUCUGAACAUAACCCUGCCGGCCCACAAAAAAGAAACCGAAUCUGAUCCAGAUGAAGAGGCCGAGAGAGCUUCGGAACGUCGUCAGUCUUUUGCGUCCAUGGCGUUGCGCAAGCGUUAUAGCUAUCUUGCGGAACCUGGAAUGAAACUCAUUGAACGGAGUACAGGAACCACCAGGUCUCUCCCCGCACCCUAUUCCUACAAGCCAGUCUUUUCCGCGAGACCUUUCCAGUCCUGGGCAGCCGCCCCUGUUUCUGUAGCCGGAGUGGUGAAAUCAGGGAUUGCAUCUCUGUCGAACUCGACGUCCAACACGCCGACGGCAUCCCCGUUAAAGUCAGUCUGGUCUGUCUCUUCUUCUUCACCCAUCAAAUCAACCCUGGGAGCUUCCGCUACCUCCUCAGUGAGAUCUGUGAGCGAUUUAGCGUCUCCGAUUAGAUCAUUCAAGUCGACGCCCUCACCUAUCAAAACCGUAGUGACGCAGACUCAGUAUUCUGUGAAAUCCUCCUCCGCGUUGAACUCUUCGCCCGUGAAAGCGUUGGUAGCGCCGGAAUCUCCGUCCGGGAAGGGGAUAGCCGCUUCCUUGUUUUCCUCGCGGCUGUCACCCGCAACGACGGCGGGUUUGCUGUUGGAGAGAUCCUCCAUAACCAUGACCCCGCCGGCUUCACCCAAGGCUGCUUUCAACGCGUACGCAUCCCCGUCGCCCUUCAAGACCACCGCCGCGCCCACCGUACUGCCCUCAUCUGUGAAAUCGCUGUCCAGCUCGGGCUCCUCCCCUGUUAAGUCGGUCACUGACGCUGCGUUCUCGCCUUUCAAGCCGGCCACGCCGCCCAACGGCCAGGCAGUCGCCAAGGGGGCGGUGUCGCCGGUCAAGUAUCCCCCGGCAACAGCUUUCUUCUGUGGCCAGGGGGCUGGCGCCACGCCUGAGAAAGCGCCGGGCGCUGCCCUGUCUGCCAAAUCCGUUGCCAUUGCCCAGGACGUGGUGGAGAAAGCCCAGCAAGCCGCCGCGACCGCCGUCGCCUUCUCCCCCCUUAAAUCCCUGGUGCCCGCCACGGCUUCGGCCUUUCAGGCGAUCCGCUUGCCACCCGCGGGGUCCUUGUACUCCACCCUGAGGUCUUCGUCUGUGACCACCACGUCUGUGACAUCAUCGACCAUGACCGUACCGGUGUACUCUGUGGUGAACGUCCUGUCAGAGCCGCAACUGAAAAGACUCCCGGACGCCGGCCCCUUGACCAAGUCGGCUGCCGCGUUGCUACCGCCGGUAAAAUCGUUGACGACAGAAUCACACGCGCAGCCCCAGCCUCCGUUUACCUGCACUUUGUCCCCGCUGAAAUCCUCCUUGUCUCUAGCCCCUUCGGCCCUGAAACUGGCGUCCGCCUCCACGCUAUCCUCGAGUCAGGAAAUUCUGAAAGACGUCGCCGAGAUGAAGGAAGACCUGAUGAAGAUGACGGCCAUCUUGCAGACAGACGCUUCAAGCGACAAGGCCUUCCCGGAGGUGUCCGCCAAAGUAGGGAGGAGCGAAGAUGAGAGCGAGGAGCCAUUUAAGCUGGUGAAAAAGGUGAAGGAAGACUUGGAGAAAGUCAGCGAGAUCCUGCAGAAGGAUGGCCUGAGCGAAACCAAGCAUGGCACCGAGGGAGCUCAGACGAAUGGCGAUCUCUCGGGGGAGGGAGAAUGGGUCACAUUCGAUUAUGAUAAUGCCGAGGAAGCAAAGGAAAGGGCCAGUGAGGAACUGAGCACCUACGUGCACAUGAAAGCCAAGAGUGGAGGUGAGAAGGACUUCAGUUUGGCGAGAGUCGUCGACUAUUUGGCAAACGAUCUUGGGAUUGAUACUUUCAGCAAGGUGGCCGACAAAUAUCGCCAAACUGACACCAAAAAGGAAGGCGAAGAAAAGAUGUUCUCCAGAAGGGCUCAGAAGCCAGCAAUGCCCUUGCCGGAGCAUAAACUCAAAAUGCCUCCAUCUCCCAUGCGCUCCUCUGCUUCCGAGAAGGAGCUGAGUAAACUGGCGGAUGCAAUGAUGGUGACUGAAGUCAUCCUCGAGUCACCAGAUGACUUUUCCCAGCACGAUCAAGAUAAGAGCCCGCUGUCGGACAGCGGGUUUGAGACCAGGAGCGAAAAGACCCCCUCCGCCCCUCAGAGUGCAGAGAGCACCGGGCCCAAACCCCUGUUCCACGACGUUCCCAUCCCUCCGGUUAUCACGGAGACACGGACGGAAGUGGUGCGUGUCAUCAGGAGCUAUGAGCCUGAUGAGACGCAGGAGCCCAAAAUGGAUGGGCUGCCUCCAUCGCAAAGUCCAGAGAUGUUCCCAAAGAUGGAAGAGAAGCCGAUUGGCUCGAUCAAGGACAAGGUGAAGGCCUUCCAAACUAAAAUGCAGCUGGAGGACGAGGACAGUAAAGGCUUGAGGGCCAAGGAGGUCCGUGUGAAAGAAGAGACCCAUAUUACGACAACCACGAGGAUGGUUUAUCACUCGCCACCCAGCCCCGAAAGCAAAGCCAGUGAAAGGAUAGAAGAAACCAUGUCUGUUCGCGAUAUCAUGAAGGCUUUUCAGUCAGGCCGUGAUCCUUCCAAAGAACUGGCCGGCCUGUUCGAGCACAAGUCAGCGGUUCCUUCAGAAAGCGGCAAACCUGGAGAGGCGGCCAUGACGUUUCUUGAGAAGGAAUCCAGUUUGAAGCCGAAAGUGGAAAGGAUCAUUGAGUUGCACAUUGAGAAAGGGAACAAGGUGGAUCCAACAGAGGUCAUUGUGAGGGAGACAAAAACACACCCGGAGAGGGAGCUGUUUGUUUACCAGAAAGACGGCGAGGCGAGAGAGGCCAGGUUUGAGACCUGUCAGGACGAGCAGGGACAGCAAGAGGAAGAGGAGCUGACCGCCGAAGAAUCACUUCCCUCCUACAUGGAAUCCUCGCGGGUCAACACGCCCAUCUCCCAGGACGACGACAGCCGGCCCAGCUCAGCGCAGCUCGUCUCCGAUGACUCGUACAAAACCCUGAAGUUGCUCACGCAGCACUCCGUCGAGUACCAUGACGACGAGUACUCAGAGCUGAGGGGGGAGUCCUACAGGUUUGCGGAGAAGAUGCUUCUCUCCGAGAAGAUGGAUGUUUCGCACUCUGACGCCGAGGAGUCGGCCUCCGAGCAACCCCAGCUCCUCGGCGCCGAGGCCCAGCCAAUUGGCCGCCACGGGCGGAAGGGCGAUCCGGCGCUGGAGGGGAGAGAGGUGGCCGCGCUGCACAAAGUGGCCUCCGACAGCACCGCCAGAGCUAGCAGCCAGGAGGAGGCCUACGAGAAGGUCGCCCUGCUACACUACCCACCAGAGCCCGGCAGCCCCAAGCACGCCGUGUGGAUGCGGUUCAGCGAGAACAGGCUCGACGGGGGCCAGGAGAAGCUCGCGUACGGGGACCGGGUGGACAGGACGGUGAAGGAAGCCGAGGAGAAGCUGACCGAGGUGUCUCAGUUCUUCCGGGACAAGACGGAGAAGCUGAAUGAUGAGCUGCAGUCGCCAGAGAAGAAGCCGCGCCGGAGGGAGGGAGCGCGGCCAGGGCCCGGUUCCGCUGCCAGCGGCAGCCCCGAGAGGCUCCGGCUUGGUGACAUCCCGCUGCGUGGCGAGGGGAGCCUGGAGAAACGGAGCGACCAGCCCUUCCGCAGGUACUCCGUGCGAGAGGAAGAGAAAAGGGACGCCGCCGAGCUGAUGGCGGGCCCAUCGCAGCCAACUCUCUCCGGCCCUCCGGAGGGAGUGAGGGAGAAAACGAGGCAGAGCGAGGAUCUGUCGCAGCCGGCGGCCCAUUCCAAGCAGGCCGGAAGCCACCCCUCGCAGAGAAGCAGCGAUGCCCCACACAGUCCCCAGUGGAUCGAGCAGGCCGAGCGAGGCGAGCGCACCAGCGGAAAGCCCCGGAAGUUUGCUGGCCCUCACGCUUCCAAUCAAGACGAUGGCGACGAGGUGGGGGGAGGAGGAGCGAGCCUUCCGGAAAAGAAACAACAGGAAGGGCCGCAGAACCUACCCCUGAAGAGAGGGCGGGAGAGCAAGCUGCCAAUCUACCAGUUCUCACUGAAAGAUGGCAGCCAGAAGAUGGCCGCAGAGGGGGCCAUCUUGACCAUAAAGGAGGCGUAUGCCAGUAAGCUGAAAGACCUCAGCUGCCUGAACAUCGCCAGUGAGCCAGCUCCGUCAGCGCUUCAGAAGAUGGUGGACGCUGUGCCGGAUGUUUCCCAAUUCCCGACCACUGUUCCCAAGCCGCUGACAUUCGGCGCGAAAGGGGCGGUGUGGUUGCCCGAGAGAGAGGCAGCGUUGAGUAAAGAAUCUGAGCCCCAGGGCACAUCUGAGAAGGAGAGAAAGGUUUACCGGACUUGGGAGAGCUGUGGGAAUUCCCACCACAAACUGCACCGGGACAAGCUGGCACACGUGCUGGUGCAGGACAGUCUAAAGGAAAACGACGUUGUCCACGUGGAAUUCAAUGUCAAUGGACACCUACCGGAGAAAGUCGGCCCUUCAGUAAUGGAGAAGGAGUUCCCGGCAAAUAACAGGCCUUCAGUAAAAGAAGAGGCUACGUUGCCGUCUCCUUCUAAGAAAAUGGUUUACACUGAGCUUGUUAAGAUAGAAGAGGGUGACGAUGCCGGCGAGCACACGAGAGGAAGAGCCGCGAGGAAGGAGGGCUCCGGUCUGUCACAGAUCCCAGUCAGAAUCUCCGAGGAAAAGCUCAAACUGGGAGCCAAGAUGGCCGAAUGCAAUGGCGAUCUGGUGAAAACCCACAAGACCGAGCUGGUCACCAGUGCGUCCAACGUGACCCUCGGUCGGAGCAGGAAAGGGAAGCAGCUUUCCGAAGGGGCGGACACCAGCAUUCCGACUCCUGGCUCCAACAGCUACGGUGAGCACACGGACGCGGAUGGUAGCCGAGAGGAUCUGGAGACUUCCCCAGUCAAGUCGCCCGACUCUCUGGAGUUUAGCCCGGUUAAAGACGCAGCGUUGAGUGAAUUCUUCGAUCGGAGCCCGGUUGAGUAUUUGGAGAAAGGGGCGCCACUAGCCAGCAUCGAAGGAUUCAAGGAGAUAAAGACCUUGCCGGUGUACGUCAGCAUCGUGCAGAUGGGCAAGCAGUACGAGAAAGAAAUGGCGGGCCCACCUCAAGGAGCUUUCAAACGGAUGAUCAGCCAGGAGAGCAGGACGGUGCAGGAGACCCGUGGCAUCUUUUACACUGCCCGCCAGCACAGGCAGCCAUCUUCGUCCCCUCAGGCCAGUCCAGAAGACGACACCUUGGAGCAAGUCUCGCUCAUCGAAAGUUCUGGCAAAAGCCCCCUCACCCCGGAAACCCCCAGCUCCGAGGAAAUCAGCUACGAGCUCUCCACCCAGUUGCCGACGGUGCACGGGAAGCCAAGCCCUAUCCCCGAAGUGUCGGAAGAGUCCGAAGAGGAAGAGGCGGCUCCCAGGCCCGGGAAGAUGGACGGGCGUGAGAAGCGGCCGAAGGAGAAGCGGGUGGCGUACAUCGAGUUCCCUCCCCCACCUCCCAUCAACGCCCUGGACAGCGAGGCACCUGGGAAGGGGGAGAGCCGAGGGCCUGGUCAGCAGAGGAGGGGACGCCUGCCCGGCUCCGAGGACGAACUGGACACCAUCGAGCUGAACCUGCAGGAGGAGCACGACCAACACCUCCUGACAGAGCCGGUCAUUCGGGUCCAGCCUCCAUCGCCCACCCCGCCGGGGGCCGACGACAGCGACACCAGCAGCGACGAGUCCAUCUUCCAGCCAGCGCCGCUCAAGAAGUACACCUUCAAGCUGCACGAUGACAGCCCAGCGGGGGCCGCUCCUUCCACACGGCAGCCUGAACACUCCCCCCCUUGCCAGGAUGACCACGAUGCCUUUGGCCUGGACCCUCCCCUGGAGAACGACGCCGUCCCCAACGGCAACAACGACCAGUCGGUGACUGAGUGCUCCAUCGCAACCACCGCCGAGUUCUCCCACGACACCGACGCCACCGAAGUGGACUCCCUGGAUGGCUACGACCUGCAGGAUGAAGACGAUGGCUUCUCGGAGGCUGACUCUAAGUCCUUGAAUCAGGGGAUAGAAACAAAGAUGGAUGUUUGGGUCACUGAAGGGAUUGUGAAGCAGGGGGAUCGUUCCUAUAGCCAGGGUAAACUUGCAGUGAUUGAGGAAGAAGGAAAGGUAGGCGCUGACGAAGAAGCCCCCUUGCAGUCUAAAACUUCUGAAAAGAAAGGCGAAGGACAAACUGAUGGUAAACCAGGAGCCGAGAUCUUCACUUUGGAAGGCAGGCAUCCUGACAGAACUCGCUUUAAUGAUACGUAUUUUAGUUACAAACUAGAGGAAGAAUUUGCAACCCCGUUUAAAACUGUUGCCACCAAAGGUCUUGACUUUGAUCCAUGGUCUAAUGGCCGAGGGGACGAUGAAGUCUUUGAAGCUAGGUUAAGAGAGGAUGAGCAAAAAGCCUUUGGCUUAGCAGUAGAGGACAGGUCCCAAGCAACAACACCAGAUACAACCCCAGCCAGAACCCCAACAGAUGAGAGCACGCCAACUAGUGAGCCUAACCCCUUCCCAUUUCAUGAGGGGAAGAUGUUUGAGAUGACUCGCAGUGGUGCAAUUGACAUGAGCAAGAGGGAUUUUGUUGAAGAAAGGCUCCAAUUUUUCCAAAUUGGUGAGCAUACUGCUGAAGGGAAGUCAGGGGACAAGGGGGAGAGGGUUAAAAACACACUUGUAGUCACAAAACUGCUUCAGUCAGGGGACAACACAUCUGAGGUGUCAGUAGAUCCACCAAAUGUUAAGCACGAGAGAGCCCAGGCUAGCGGAGAAGGCCUGGAAAUGGUGUCCGCCGACAACGCAACAGAAAAAUCCUUGUCGGCCAUUGCUGCCAAAAUUGAUCCUAAAUUACGCACGCCAAUUAAAAUGGGAAUCUCCGCUUCUACGAUGACGCUGAAGAAAGAUGCGGGUGCAGCGGAGCUGGUCGAAGUUAAAGCCGAUGCCGUGCUGUUAGAUUAUCAGGUCGCAGAACAUGCAGUCUUAGAGAGUGAGGCUAAGUUGACGAGUCAGGGAGCUGGUGAGCUGACCCAUUUGCCAAUGAGCGAUUAUAACGGCCUACUAGAUUUCCCGGCCCCAGGUACCGACUGCAAUCAGAUUGAAGGUCAGCCUAAGGGCAAACCAAAAAUUGAACCAGCCGCCCCAGCAAAUGAGAAAGAUGCAGACCCACCGGUGACCACAGCCGGUGAAGUAGCCAAAUUAGAUAGGCGAACCGCGGAGGCAGUAAAAAAGCCUAAAUCGAGACUACCGGUUAAAAUGUCCAUGCCUCCGCCUCAGAAAGGGCAGAAGUCAGCAGCAUGCACGACAAAACAGCCUAGGAUGAGUGAGUUAAAGGGAAAAGCAGAUCCAGCCAAAUGUAACGAGGCAAAAUCUAGACUUCCUGUUAAAAACAUAGAAAAAACUAAUUCGCCUUCAGCCGCAAGUUCCCAGUGCAGUUCGGGGCGAGGUGAGAAAGGGAAGUCAAGGCAGUUUUGUUCCAGAUUACCAGUCAAGGUAAGAUCGGGCACUGCUGCCAUUAAACCAGCUAGAGCAGGGAAGGAGCAGUUGAGUGAGGUCUGUAAACGUUCGGUUGAAUAUUUGAAAGGGAUUAGCGGUGAGGCGUUCAGACUUGUGGAUCAACUUGCCGAUGAAGAGAGAAAAGUGCAGGCAGAGAUCUUUGAUGACGAAGACAGCGCGUCGAGAAACGCAUCCCUAUCGGAGGCCGCUCAAUCUUUCGUUACAUCGCGGUCUCCUAGAGAUUUGAGACUGGAGGCAGCACCUUUAAAAUCAAAGGUUGAAAAGGUCUACAGUGAGACAAGGAACAGUAGAAGGACUGGUGGGGAGGAAAGCAGUCAGGUUUCUGGGCCUCACGUGGCUCGCACCGCGGAGAUCAAGCCUAGUCCUCAGACCCCAUGUGAACAGACAGAUAUAAGGACAGCCAUUGUAGCGGAUCAUCUCGGGUUGAGUUGGACGGAAUUGGCGAGAGAAUUGAACUUCUCUGUCGAUGACAUUAAUCAGAUUCGGGUUGAAAAUCCGAACUCGCUGACCACUCAGAGCUUCAUAUUGUUGAAGAAGUGGGUCUUUCGAGAUGGGAAAGAUGCAACAAAAGUGGCUGAAGACAUUGGAUGCUGCAAAGGCUUUGGCACUGACCACAUUGAGACAGUGGUGCCGAACACCUUGAGCAGAGAUCGAAAUCGUGGGCCCUGGUGUUGCACCUGGCCCCCGAUCCAGGCAGAGGGGACCCACCACAAACCGGGUAACCGACUCAGACCCUGGGCAUCUGCCCCGACCCUGUCCUGA
This is a messenger RNA of Rhincodon typus (whale shark), 12267 nucleotides long. It is a transcript of the gene ank3b, whose product is annotated as ankyrin 3b. The record is from RefSeq and is a predicted model, not a curated record. Gene Ontology annotation, molecular function: protein binding. Gene Ontology annotation, cellular component: T-tubule. Gene Ontology annotation, biological process: protein localization to T-tubule; regulation of cardiac muscle contraction; signal transduction. The transcript has 41 exons. Lineage: Eukaryota; Metazoa; Chordata; Chondrichthyes; Orectolobiformes; Rhincodontidae.